Messenger RNA from Lathyrus oleraceus (garden pea), 686 nucleotides. Its product is annotated as non-specific lipid-transfer protein 1. Gene Ontology annotation, biological process: lipid transport. The record is from RefSeq and is a predicted model, not a curated record. The transcript is spliced from 2 exons. Bases 68 to 433 code for a protein of 121 amino acids. Gene Ontology annotation, molecular function: lipid binding. NCBI's taxonomy places the organism in Eukaryota, Viridiplantae, Streptophyta, Magnoliopsida, Fabales, Fabaceae.
UUCUCCACACAUCAAAUUCUAACUAAAACACCAACUCCUAUUUCUAAGUUCCCUAAUCAUCAAUCCAAUGUCUAGCUCAAUGUUGUUGAUGAAGGUUACCUGUUUAGCAAUAAUGGUUUGCAUGAUUUUAGGUCUACCACAAACUCUUGUUGCUCUCAGUUGUGGCCAAGUUGAAGCAAAAUUAGCACCAUGUGUCCCGUACGUGACCGGAAUCGUAGGUGUUGUCCCACAACCGUGUUGUGAUGGCGUUAAGGCUAUAAACAACCAAGCCGCAACGAAAGAUGAUCGUCAAGCUGCCUGUAGGUGUAUCGAAAAAGCGGCUAACAUGCUGCCCGGACUGAAUGUUGAUGCUCUUGUUGGCGUCCCUGAUAAAUGUGGGGUUAACUUGCCUUAUAAUCUUGGUCCCUCCACUGACUGCAACAAGAUUGAGUAAGAAGAUAUAGCUCGUUUGAGACGACAUCACUAAAUAAAGAAGUUGGCAAUCCACCUGAAAUUGUAAUAACAAUAUUUUAAUGCAUAUCUUAGUUUAAAAUAAAUAAUAUGGACUUUUAUCAAAGUGCACUACAUUAGAAAAAUCCAAAGACAAACGUUCUUUAUGUUUCCCUUAAAUAAGACAAGUACUAAAUGAGUGGAUGUUAGAUAUUAUAUCCUACAAAAUUAUAAGAGAUAUUAAAUGUUUAUACGUA